AUGCCUACCCUCAGCCCCUCACUCCUUGCUAUUGCUACACUCUUCGUUGUGCCCCUAACGUGGUGUCACCCAACAGCGACCCUCCCUGGUACCGGUAUCUUCGACUUUGAACUCUUUUCCGAGUCGGAACCCAGCCAACAAUAUCUUCGGGUCGACGCCGAUGUUUGCCCUCAGUCAUCGGCGUUGUCUCCCGUCGUCAACAAGGAUGUCUGGGACAACGCUACGCGCCAAUUUGAAGCAGAAAACUUCAAAACACGCGUUGUAGAACUCCUUGGAGGUGCAAUCCGAAUCCCCACCAUAACUUUUGACGAUAUGCAAGCUGUUGGCGUCGAUCCUCGUUGGGAGGUGUUUGACCAGCUUCACGCCUAUCUAGAACACGAGUUCCCUCUGACACAUGCUCACUUGACCGUCCGCAAAGUCAAUACUUAUGCCCUAUGGUAUGAGUGGAAAGGAACCAAUCCAGCGCUUAAACCCAUAUUUUUCGCCGCUCACCAAGAUGUUGUUCCUGUUGACCUUCUGACUGAAGACGAUUGGGCUCAUCCUCCAUUCUCCGGGUUCUUCGAUGGUACCGCGGAUGAUAAAAAUGGGCUCAUCGGGGUUUUGACAGCUCUUGAGGUUCUUCUGGAAGCCAAUUUUACUCCGUCACGCACCAUUGUAGCUGCCUUUGGCUUCGAUGAAGAAAUCAGUGGAUUUCAGGGCGCUCAGCAUCUUUCGAAGGCGUUUCUGCAGGAAUAUGGCCACAAUGGCUUCGCACUCAUCGUCGACGAAGGCGGCGGUAUGGCCAAUUUGUUUGACACCAUGGUCGCACUCCAGGGUGUAAGCGAAAAGGGUCAUAUCGACAUAGGUAUCAAUGUCACAUCUCCUGGUGGGCACUCCAGCGCACCUCCAUCACACACGAGUAUCGGAGUUCUUUCUGCUAUCGUUGUUCAAUUUGAAAACAAUCCCAAUCCGGCAUUACUGAGUCGGCAGUCCGUUCCCUUUGAAACAUUACAGUGUUUGGCAGAACACGCAGCAUCCCUCCCCACUGAACUUAAAGAUUUGAUUCAAGACUCAAUCACUUCUGACGAGGCGCUGCAUGCGCUUGAAGACAUGCUUGCCCAAUUUCCCCUCUAUCUAGGUAUGAUCAGUACUACUACGGCUGUUACCGUCAUUCGCGGUGGGGUCAAAGCAAACACACUUCCGGAGUUGACGACAGUGACCAUCAACCGGCGAAUUCUUGCAGAAAGCUCUGUUGCAGAAGUUCUCACUUACGACACUAAUCUAAUCAAGCCACUUGCCGACCACUUCAAUAUGUCCUUUUCGGCAUUUGGCGUAGAAAUCUCCACUGGAUCGGCUCCAGGAAAUAUUUCUUUGGGAAACCUCGGCCAUGCAGUUGACCCAGCGCCAAUAACUCCGUGGAGUGGGUCAGCCGCUGCAGCAUAUGACUUGUUUGCGGGAACGAUUGUGUCUACGUACGAUUCACGUCUUGGGCACUCGCCUGGGGAGGACGACAAGACGGUCGCGGUUUCGCCACUAAUUGUGCCCGCAAACACUGAUACGCGUCACUAUUGGGAUCUCUCGCCGAACAUCUUCCGCUACAAUCAUGGAAAUACGGGAGGUUUGAGCUUGGAGGAGGCGAGGAAGGGAAUCCAUAGUGUCAAUGAGUCGAUUGUCGCGAGCGACCUUGUCGAGGCGGUUCGAUUCUAUGUGUUACUUGCGCUCAAUGCAGAUGAGUCGGAGGUGAUAGGUUGA
Mycena indigotica is the source of this 1731-nucleotide messenger RNA. Its product is annotated as Gly-x carboxypeptidase. The coding region runs from base 1 to 1731 and encodes 576 amino acids. Gene Ontology annotation, molecular function: metallocarboxypeptidase activity. Lineage: Eukaryota; Fungi; Basidiomycota; Agaricomycetes; Agaricales; Mycenaceae. The record is from RefSeq and is a predicted model, not a curated record. Gene Ontology annotation, cellular component: fungal-type vacuole lumen. The transcript has 13 exons.